This is a messenger RNA of Drosophila ficusphila, 3462 nucleotides long. RefSeq lists its product as uncharacterized. Gene Ontology annotation, biological process: DNA integration. Lineage: Eukaryota; Metazoa; Arthropoda; Insecta; Diptera; Drosophilidae. The transcript has 4 exons. The record is from RefSeq and is a predicted model, not a curated record. The annotation marks the transcript as partial. Gene Ontology annotation, molecular function: nucleic acid binding.
AUGUCAACGGAAAUUACUCUUGUCAACAUCGACAAGGCGCAGUUUUAUAAAAGGAAAUCUCGGUCAAUUUUCAUGCAUGCGCAAAGCAUUGAAAGUUCAUUGACCUUCGAUCGAAUUUCCCUGAUGGCUGAAGAAGAACUUAGUUUGCGACUGGAGUUGCUGAAUAAAACCGAAGUUUCGUUUAACCUGGCUCAUGGGUCUCUCGAAGAGCUUGACUACGAUGAAAUCGAUAGUCCGCUGCCGGAUGAAUUUGAGGAAUUGAUUUUAUCCGCAAAAUCAAUUGUGCUCCAGGAGAUUGGUAAGCGUAAGGUGGCCAGUUUGCCGUGCUCAACGUUGCGCCAGGAACCCGCCAUGGAUUCCGCUGCUAGUCAGCCUAACAAAAGGCUUCGUCUCCCGGAAAUUAAAUUGCCCGAAUUUAGUGGUGGCUACACCGAAUAUGCCAACUUUUUCUCCAUGUUUUCGACCAUCAUCGAUCAAGAUCCUGAUCUUUCGCCCGUGGAAAAGCUCCAACAUUUGAAGUCGUGCCUGAAAGGCUCCGCAUUGGAUUCUGUUCGCUCGCUGGAUAUUUGCAAUGAUAACUAUGCUGUUGCUUUGGAUUUGCUCAACAAACGCUUUAACAACAAACGUCUUAUUUUUCAGGCACAUAUCGCAGAGAUUUUGGGCAUGCAGAAGCUCAAGUCUCAAUAUUCGGCUUUCAUUCGUGAAUAUUUGGACUUGAAUCACAUGUCACUCGUUAGCAAAGAUUCGAUUGGUCUUUGCCAGUAUUAUCUUCCCCAUCAUUGCGUUUUCAAAAAGGACAGCACCACAACGAAAUUGCGUGUAGUUUUUGAUGGGUCUGCCCGAACGUCGUCUGGAUCUUCCUUGAAUGACGUCCUUAUGGCUGGUCCUACCAUUCAGCCCAAACUAUUUCGGACCCUGCUUCAAUUCCGAACGUUUCCUGUGGCCCUGACUGGUGACAUUUGCAAGAUGUAUCGUUGCGUUCGAGUUGCCGAGCCCGAUAGUUUUCUGCAGUGCCUUCUUUGGAGAGAUUCACCAAGCCAGGAGAUACAAGUUUACAGGCUGGAUACAGUAACUUAUGGAACCAAGCGUGCAUCAUUUCUAUCUGUGCGGGCCAUGCAUCAGCUUGCUAUUGAUGAGGAGAAUUCGUAUCCCAUUGGCUCCCAAAUUCUCAAGCGGGAUUUUUACGUUGAUGAUCUGAUUACUGGUGGCAACUCCGCUCAAGAUGUUUUAGAGAUCAUGCGUCAAACCCAGGAAUUGCUUGGAAAAGGGCAGUUCAAGCUGAGAAAAUGGUGCUCUAAUGACCCCGUUGUUCUUAAGGAAACACCCGAGCCAGAAAGGGAAACAUUCCUGAAGUUCGACGAUGGAAGCGACAUUACCAAAACGCUGGGGCUCGCUUGGGAUCCUACUUCAGACGUUCUAAUGUUUUCUUUCUCUCCCAUGCAGCGCAUCUUAAAACCUAGCAAGAGGUCCGUGCUGUCCACAAUAGCCCGCUUCUAUGACCCCCUCGGCCUCAUCUGCCCUGUCAUAACCAAAGCAAAAAUCUUUUUGCAGCAGCUUUGGAAGGAGAAAUUGGAUUGGGAUGAGAGCCUUCCCUCUGCGCUAAAUUCGUCUUGGCUGAAGUUAACAGCUGAUAUUGCUUGCACCCAGCAAAUGAAAUUUCCUCGCUUAGCUGUUCAGCCUGCCGGCAUCAUAGAGCUCCAUGGUUUCAGCGAUGCCAGCAUAAAUGCGUAUGGUGGCUGUAUCUACGCUGUGUCUUCAUCACAAGGUCGUAGAGAGGCUCAGCUACUUUGUGCUAAGUCUCGUGUGGCUCCGCUGAAGACGCUUACGAUUCCCAAAUUGGAACUUUGUGCCGCUCUGCUGUUGUCUCAACUCAUCCGAGAAGUCCGUGAUAUGAACGUUUUCUCUUGCCCGUUCUUUUGCUGGUCCGACUCGUCCGUCGUACUUUCGUGGAUUAAGGAUGAGCCCUCCCGGUUCCAAGUCUUCACCGCAAACCGAAUUGCUUCGAUACAGGAGCUGACCAACGGAAUGGAUUGGCGAUAUGUACCCACGUUUUGUAACCCAGCUGACAUUUUGUCGAGGGGAUCACUUCCAAGCGAGCUGCUUGAGUCAUCGCUAUGGUCAAGAGGUCCAUCGUUCCUGUGCAAUGACAGAAUUCACUGGCCCGCCCCGCAUUCUGCCAUCACUCCGUUACCAGAAAUGAGAAAUUCGCUCGUGGCUCAUACCACGCCUUCCAAUGACAUGACGUUGCAAUGCAAGUUCAGCAAUUCCUGGCAAAAGCUGACCCAUGUAUUUGCAUACGUCUUUAAAUUUCGACAUCGCAUCCGGCACUCUGGAAUUACAGUCGAGCAUAUUCAGCUUGGAACGCAGUUGCUCCUUCGCACCAUCCAGAUGAACAACCUUGCAGCUGACUACAAACGACUGCAAGAUGAAUUUGGCAUAAUGCGUGUUGGUGGUCGUUUAAAGAAUUCUGGAUUGGCCUUUGAGUCUCAGCAUCCUAUUAUAUUACCGAGGAGUCAUCCAGUAACCCACGCACUUAUCAUGCACUUUCAUCGGCGCAACUCCAUUCGGGACCUCGAUCUCUGCUUGCACACAUUCGUCUGCAAGCCGGGUAUCUUCAACGUGGACGUUUAUGGUCACAGGGUUGGAUUUCUGUGGUCCGUUCCAUUACAGGACUGGGGUUCGAGGCAAGGUUCCUGUAAAACGUAUGUCUGCAUCUUCAUAUGUUUUUCGACGAAAGCGGUGCACUUGGAACUUGUUCAGGAUUUGUCGACGCAAGCAUUUCUUGGAGCGUUGAAGCGCUUUAUUCUAACAAGGGGCAAGCCUGCUCGAAUAUGGUCGGAUAAUGCAACCAAUUUUGUUGGCGCCAAGAACGAGCUGACCGAGCUGAAACGUUUGUUCCUGUGCGACCCCCACAUACGUUCCGUGCAGGAAUUCUGUCUGGAGGAUAACAUUGAGUGGCGAUUCAUUCCUCCCCGUUCGCCUCACUUUGGAGGCCUCUGGGAGGCUGCAGUAAAAACGGCCAAAUUCCAUUUCUAUCGUUCAGUUGGCCCAUCGCUAUUAUCGUUUGACGAGCUGCGCACGCUAGUUUGCCACAUUGGGGCGAUAAUCAACUCUAGACCUCUGCUUCCUCUUUCAGAGAACCCAGCCGACUUGGAUGUGUUAACUCCCGCACACUUUCUUGGCACCGCUCCUCUGGUGUUGUUUCCAGAGCCUGAUGUCACACUGUUAAAUUGCAACCGAUUGGAUCGAUGGCAGCGAAUAUCUUACCAUCAGCAAGUUUUCUGGGCCCGUUGGCGAGAAGAAUACCUAACACUUCUUCAACAGCGUGCUAAGUGGCGCACCAAUCAUCCAAAUCUCAAGAUCAACGAUGUUGUCUUAGUGAAGGACGAGAACCUUCCUCCACUUAAGUGGCCACUGGCUAGAGUGGACGAGCUGAUCGCCGGAGAAGACAAAGUUGUCCGU